This is a messenger RNA of Cladophialophora psammophila CBS 110553, 225 nucleotides long. RefSeq lists its product as uncharacterized. The transcript has a single exon. The coding region runs from base 1 to 225 and encodes 74 amino acids. The record is from RefSeq and is a predicted model, not a curated record. Gene Ontology annotation, biological process: proteasome assembly. NCBI's taxonomy places the organism in Eukaryota, Fungi, Ascomycota, Eurotiomycetes, Chaetothyriales, Herpotrichiellaceae.
AUGGAGCUCAAGCUGGUGCGGGAGGCGGACUCGUUUCGGCCCUCCGUGCUCGGCAGGCCGGCGGGCGUGCACGAGGAGAUAUUGACGGGGCGGGACACGGAGAUUAGCUGGGAGGACGUCUACGCCGGACAGGACGGGGUGAGAUUAGCCGGACAGGGCGGCGACGGACAUGGGGUCGGGUGGAUGGAGGAGAUGGAACGAAAGGUCGGGAUGGGCAAGUGGUGA